This is a messenger RNA of Danaus plexippus (monarch butterfly), 4763 nucleotides long. It is a transcript of the gene ken, whose product is annotated as transcription factor Ken. Gene Ontology annotation, molecular function: RNA polymerase II cis-regulatory region sequence-specific DNA binding; DNA-binding transcription factor activity; protein binding. Gene Ontology annotation, biological process: regulation of transcription by RNA polymerase II. The transcript is spliced from 5 exons. Bases 656 to 2437 code for a protein of 593 amino acids. NCBI's taxonomy places the organism in Eukaryota, Metazoa, Arthropoda, Insecta, Lepidoptera, Nymphalidae. The record is from RefSeq and is a predicted model, not a curated record. Gene Ontology annotation, cellular component: nucleus.
GUUUCAAAAUUGGUUUGUUUGUGAAUAUGUAAGAUUACAUUUCCACUGGCACUUACUGCAGUAUUUUAAUAUAUACUACGCUGUGGAAUCAUCGUUCAAUCAGUAAGUGCCGUCAACAGCAAGUAGGUAAGAGCAGCGUAGGCGACUGCGGUACACAUUGCAACGUGCCGAUUCAAAUCCAAGGUCUUUCCUUGUGGAAGAGAACGGAGUUUCCUGCGGCCGCCUAUCUCCGCACACACCGACAGUCGCACGUGCACGCACACGCGCCCACGUGUCGCUAUUCUUUGUGCUCAUUCUUUACUAGCUACCGUUGCGAGCCCAUCUUCUUUUGUGCCGUCCGCUGGCGUUUGAAAUCGAACCUCCAAACGUUUCGUUAUAUAGGCGUCGGGCGAUGCGCGCGGCGCGCAGUUACUGUGUCACUGGAGCCGCGCGAGAGGUGGCCUGCAAGGACUGUACCGCGCCGCCAACCUUUUUUUCUGUGCGUGCGAUGUUUUCACUUUCGUCAUUUUGACCGGGCCAGUUUGAAUUGACGUCGCUCGCGCACGGACGUGCCUAGGACCGGACGUUGUGAUUAUCCUGUGAUCGUUGGUGCUUCGAAUCGUUAUUGUUUUUCUUAUGAUAUUUGUGAAAGAAAUGGCUGUGAUGCAGUGCUAAUAUGUUCGAUAGCAACAUACUUUUGAAUUUUUACAAUGAGAUUGCGAAUAGAAGUGCACUACAGUUGGCAAGUGCUGGAAUGAUGGGCGAGGGCCUGCUGACACUCACGUACGGCAAGCACCACGCCUGCAUCCUGAACGAGGUAGGAGCGGCGUGGCGCGGCGCUCGUUACUCCGACCUGGUACUGGUGUGUGACGACGCUGUGCCACUUGCCGCACACCGCAUCGUCAUGGCGGCAGCUAGCCCGUUAAUAAGAAAAAUCCUCGAUGAUACCCCGUCGAUCGAGAACCCAGUCACAAUUCACAUGUCUGGCAUUAGCAGCACCCUCAUGCGACACCUCUUGGUUUUCUUAUACAGUGGCCAAGCAUACAUAGAGUCUGGUGAAAUAGAUGACAUGCAAGAACUGUUUGAGCUGCUAGAAAUAAAGUCUGACGUGUGGAAAUCAACUAAAGAAAGACAACAAGCAGAAGAAAGAAACAGAUCUUGCGAGAGGCUCAAAGGAAAAAACCUUAAAACGGACAUCAACAGCAACGAAAGUAGUAAACACGACGCACCAUCAGGAUCCUCACACUCAGAAAGUGAAAGAGUUACACCAGGGGCAGGUUAUAGUAAAGAUAAAGAUCGAGGAGAUUCUGAGGCCCUUAGUAUAAAGAAGGAAAAUAUGUCAACGAGUAGCAAUGAUGAACGGGAAGACGAUGAUCAUGAUGGCGACAAGGGUGAUAAAGAAUGUGGCAGAGUAUCCUCGCGUCGUAGAAGUUCAUCAAAUCCGGUCAAUUUAUCUUUAGCCAGAAAUUCGGAAAACACAAAUAGUGAACACGACGACUCACAAGACUUGGAUGUGGAAACAGUUGGAAUAAAGAAUAUUGGGCGGAGACGGUCGACAUCUUCAAGUCAAGACGAUCAACCACAAGAAAACGUAUACAGAAGACAGCUGCUGACUGACAGAUUAGGAAGAGGCAUUGAGAGAGCAAAACGAAAAUCACAUUAUUUAGAGCCUUCUGAACUGGACCUGAGAACUGUAAAAUUAGAAGAUUACGCUCACUUGAAAUCAACAGAAAAUGAAUUAAUGGCCCUCGUUCAAACUUCUCCUGAGAACUACGUUGUCACACCACACCGGAAAAGAAGACCUGGAUUUCAUAACUCACCUUCACAGAAUCCUCCUUUUGUCUCAUUUGCACCAAGCUAUCUUGAUGAAAUGGCACAAUUACGUUACGCACAAGGUCAAGGGGUUGCGGCAGGAGUAGCUCGACUUGGAGGCUUACAUUCACUUAGUGUUUCUGCACCUCCAUUUCUACCUGAAAGAAGCGCUACUCCUCCCGCAGUACCACAUGAGGAUGCACUUAAAUAUCGGCCUCCGAGCGCAGGACCUUGGGGACCUUGGCUUUGUCAACCACAAAUAGGCGGAGACGACACACCAUCCACUGAACACGAACAGGGUUCAAGUAAACAAGCUCCUGUUAGGGAAUAUCGCUGUGAAUACUGUGGUAAACAAUUCGGCAUGUCAUGGAAUCUCAAGACUCAUCUAAGAGUUCACACAGGCGAAAAACCAUUUGCAUGUAGACUAUGUGUUGCUAUGUUUAAACAAAAGGCCCAUUUGUUGAAACAUUUGUGUUCAGUACAUCGGAAUGUCAUAUCGUCAAGCGAAAAUGACGGACGAACAAAUACUCCUGGACGAUUUAACUGCUGUUUCUGUCAGUUAACAUUUGAAGCGAUGCCAGAACUAAUAAGGCAUCUCUCUGGACCACACAACAGUUUACUACUCAGUAAAAAUUUACAUGAUUGACACAUGCCUUGAUAACGCGCACGGUCGCGUUUUAUUGGACUCUGAAAAUUAUCUCGCUUUGCGAGCUCAAUUGUGAUAUGUGUUUAAAAUGGAUAUAAUAUUACGUUUAGUGCUAGAUUUAAGACAUGUUAAAUCGCAGAGCGAUUCUAAUUAGACAUUCGCAGAAGGAGGUAACUGCGAGUGUGAUGUAAAUUUAUAAUAUUAAAAUCAUUUUUGCCGUAUGGGUCCAAAUUGUUAUAAUUUGUUUAAAAAUUAUAAUCCGGGACCAAUAACUUCCGAGAUAGUAUUUAUUUGAAAAUGUAUUUUCAUUAGCAUAAAUAUUAUUUAAAAGCCACCGACACAUUAAUUCCUUAAGCAUAGUAACUAGAUGUCAAACUGAAAAGUUGCGAAGUUUGUACAGCCUUAAACAUAGGAACGUCACACGAACUACCUCCUAAUUUAAAUCAGUGUUAUGUGAUCUACCGGUGACGCGGUUUAAUAUCAUUGACUUAAGAGAAUUGUAAAAAAAUGUACAGUCAAUGAAUCUAGUCAGAAUUGGAACUUAGAAUCAAACUGAUAAUUGAAUUGUUCAUUCACUUGCUUCGAGUCGUACAAAAAACCAAAUUAUCUUUCAACACAGAAUGUCAUCGGAGAUGUUAAUGUAUAAUAAACCAUUAUACUAAUAAUAUUAUUAUUUUCUUUAAUACGCAAUAUUUUAAAUACUUUGUUCCAAUAGCAAUCUGACUUGUUAUAUCGCAGCUUUUCAGACAUUUUAAAUCUCAUUUUAGUUUAACGUAACUUUAAAAGUUAGAAAAAUGUGUUCGUAAUAUUAAUUUGCCUUCAAUAUAUGUAUUCGUGCCGAUUUACUUUCAAUGUGGAUGAACACCAAAGAUUUGUAGUGACGUCGUUUUGGUGUAUACAUUUAAGAGAAAUUAUAGGGACCUGAAAUGAUUUCGAUUUAUUAAAUUUAAUGUGUUAAGGUACCAUUUUAAUAAUCUCACUAUUGUAAUUUUUAUUUUCUUUGUUAGUAUAUUUCUUCUUAAAUACUUUCGUAAUUCCACUAAAAUCUUAAACGCGAGCUUGAAUAUUUUUUUUUUUUUUUUACUUUAUUAGUAUUAUCAUAGGCUUCGUUUUAAAAUCUUUAAGCUUUUCUUCAAGCAUGCUAGUAUUGUGGCCAGUUAAUAUUAAUCUGAUAUCUUAGUUACUUUAUGUUUGAUGUUUCAUAAAACUUUUUUAAUUUCGUUUUUCAGUCGUACUUUUUCCAAAUCUAAAUUCACAAAUCCAAGAGAGUGCCCCAAAAUUGUGUGAAAGCAAUAUUAAAAUGUUAUAAUAAAAUUUUAUAUAGCAUUUGUAAUACUCAUUUUUCUAAAAAAAAAUAAUAAUAAAAAAAAUAAGCUGUUUUCAGGCAAUAUUAUAUUUUAAUGUUCGUAAUGAGUUUCAACUCAAGUUAAACUAAAGUUACCAGAAAAUUGUUCAAAACUUAGAUUAAUUGACAGACAAUUUGUCUAAUUGCUUUAAUAAUAUCCUUUUGAUCGUUACCUAUCGUUAUACCUGAUAUAUUUAUUUUACGUGUUUUGUUUUUAUAGACGUGUUUAUAUAAUUGGGGAACAACUUAUUAUUAAGAAUUGUGAUUUCGAUUCAAUAGUUUACGUAUGUGAUAAAUGUCCGUUUUUUUGUAUUAUAUAGGAGCAACGAGAGCGCCGUCUUCCAAUGCGUUUUCCAUAUUUUCGAUUUCUUAUUUGUAAAUAGUUAGAUCUAAGAUAUUCAUGACAAAAUCGUCCAUAGAACCAACUGCCGUUAAUACGUAAAUCGAUUUCUCGAACAAAUUAUUAUCUAUAUUUUUUAAUGUCUUUGUAAUACUUGUAUAGUAUGUAAGAUUGUUGUGAUAUUCCGAAGAAUCGGACAUGCCUUAUGCUGCAAUGCAAUAUUUUACUCAUCAAGUGUUUCUUAAACGCUGAACAACAAACAGCAAACAAUGCAUUAUACAAAUAUAAAAGCUAACUCCCCAUUUCCUUAAUUCAAAGUUUAAAAAUAUUUUCAAAUUGAGAUCGUCUCUAAUAAGAAGCACUUGGUACUUUGACAUUUUCAAUAUUAAUUUUACUGUCUAAACAUGACUUUUUAGAAUAUAAUGUAAAUAAUUAGUUGUAAGCUAACGAGGAAAGUUAACUUAAUUUUGUUGAACAUGAAUAUUGGUUUUCUCUGUUAAUUGUAAAUUUUAAAAAAAGUAUUCCAUAAGCUUUCAGAUGGUGUACAAUUUUUUGUAGAUAAUAUUUAGAAGAUUAACAUUCUGUAAAAAUGUGUUCUUACCCUAGUAAAUUAAAUAACGAGAAUAUUUUAGUUACACAAA